Molecule: messenger RNA, 693 nt
Organism: Debaryomyces fabryi
Lineage: Eukaryota; Fungi; Ascomycota; Pichiomycetes; Serinales; Debaryomycetaceae
Gene: VPS2
Product: ESCRT-III subunit protein
Exons: 1
Coding region: 1-693 (230 amino acids)
Biological process (GO): endosome transport via multivesicular body sorting pathway; late endosome to vacuole transport; protein transport
Cellular component (GO): ESCRT III complex; multivesicular body
Source: RefSeq, a predicted model, not a curated record
AUGUCACAGUUAUUUGAAUGGGCAUUCGGCAAAAAGCUUACUCCACAAGAGAGACUUCGAAAGAAUCAAAGGGCACUUGAAAAAACACAACGAGAGCUAACUAGAGAGACGACCAAGCUCCAAAAUCAAGAAAAGAAGUUAGUAGCUGAUAUCAAGAAGUCUGCAAAACAAGGGCAAAUAGCAAGUGCUAAAUUGCAGGCCAAGGAUUUAAUUAGAACUAAGAAUUAUAUUGUCAAGUUCAAUUCAAUGAAAGCUCAAUUGCAAGCAAUUCUGUUACGUAUUCAAUCCGUCCGUAGUAACCAGCAGAUGGCAACUUCUAUGAGAGAUGCUACUAGAUUAUUAUCGGGUAUGAAUAAGUCUAUGAAUUUACCUCAGUUAUCACGAAUCGCUCAGGAAUUUGCAAAAGAAAAUGAUAUGAUGGACCAAAAGCAGGAAUUCAUGGACGACGCAAUAGAUGAUGCAAUGGCAGAAGAUGAUGAGUUAGGUGAAGAUGAACAAGCUGACGAAAUUUUGAGUAAAGUAUUGGAUGAAAUUGGAGUUGACUUGAACACAAGUUUGCAAGAUACCCCAAGUCAAAUAAAUGUCCAAUCGCUGGAUAAAGUUGAUAACGGAAGAGUUGCGGAAGCAAUUGGAGGACCAAGCAAUAACGAAGAAGAUGACCUACAAGCAAGGUUGGAUAAUUUAAAAAAAUGA